Molecule: messenger RNA, 774 nt
Organism: Paramuricea clavata
Lineage: Eukaryota; Metazoa; Cnidaria; Anthozoa; Malacalcyonacea; Plexauridae
Source: the annotation of a GenBank genome assembly
AUGGCUGCUACUAAACAGCUGAGAAAAGAGAACGAAGAAUUACGAGAGGAAAUUACUCAACUUAAAGAGAAACUAGAUGAAAUAUCGCUUGGUCUGAAAGUGGCGUCUCAAAAGGGCACAACAACACUCGAUCAAACUAAAUCAAUUGAAUUCUUGAGCAAUCAGCAUGACGAUUUUGUGAAAUUUACGACUACGGCAAUGAAGGAUAUCAGGGAGAUAACGACGAGAUUAGAUAAAAUCGAGAAAAAAUGUGACUCGAUAACACAAGCCGUCGAUGAUAUAGAGUCCUACAGCUACCGAUAUAAUAUAAAGAUACACGGCGUACCGAUGACUGCAGAAAACGAAUCAAGUGGGCAAACAACGAAUCUGUGCCUAAAGCUUUUUGCAGCGAUUGGAGUCAGUGAUUGUACAAUCCAGGACAUUGAUAUUGCUCAUCGUCUGCCCGCUCGAAAUCCUUCGAGUCGACCUAACGCUAUAGUGUGUAAAUUUACCCGAAGAAUUGUAAAGGAACGAAUUAUGGCUGCAAGAAAGCAAUUAUCGAAUGUCUCAGCAAGUCAGCUAGAUCUUCCAGGCAGUGCGCCAUUGAAUAGAUUAAGCAUCUAUGACCAUCUAACACCGAAGCAACAAAACUUAUUUUACGAGGCGAAGAAGUACAGGGAAGUAAAGCAAUAUAAAUACUGUUGGGUGAAACAGGGCGUCAUUUUUCUUCGCAAGAAUGAUAGUUCUACAGUCAUAAAGUUAAACAAGCUAGAAGAUCUUACAUCUCUACAAUAA